Molecule: messenger RNA, 531 nt
Organism: Fusarium venenatum
Lineage: Eukaryota; Fungi; Ascomycota; Sordariomycetes; Hypocreales; Nectriaceae
Biological process (GO): nucleoside metabolic process
Molecular function (GO): catalytic activity
Source: RefSeq, a predicted model, not a curated record
AUGGACGUUUUGGACGAAGACUACGGCACCACCGAGAAAGCGAAUUUCGUCUUUGGCAACAACGACGAAAACACGUACCAACUGGGACGAAUUGGAGAUCAUUUUGUUGUCAUCAACUGUCCCCGAACCGGAGAGUAUGGUCUGAUCAAGGCAUGCAAGACUGCUACUAGCAUGAAGAGCACCAUUCCGUGCAUCCGCUACAUUCUGCUCGUUGGAAUAGGCGGCGGAACUCCAACUACAAAUGUCGACAUCCGCUUAGGUGAUGUUGCCAUUGGCACAUCGGCCUUUCCAUACAUGAUGAGUAAGGUAAUGGGCUUUCGGAAGUUCAAACACACUGGGAACAAAGAGACUCCGCCUGCCGAGCUUCUGCGUGCGGUUACAGAACUGCAACGCCAAUUACGGCGUGGGACGUCACUGGAACAAAUCAUGGAUGGUAUGUUUGGCCAAAAGACUAAACUAAGAGAGAUAUACCCUCGUCCAUCAGAGGACUAUUUACUGAUGGGAGACUACUUCCAUAAAGAUGAAGGGUGA